Closterium sp. NIES-65 is the source of this 3024-nucleotide messenger RNA. Lineage: Eukaryota; Viridiplantae; Streptophyta; Zygnematophyceae; Desmidiales; Closteriaceae. The record is from the annotation of a GenBank genome assembly.
AUGGUCAAGCUGUUUUCGAGAAAGAUCGACCAACUGGCGGAGGGAGCAGGUGUGGGAGGGGGUGCCGACCACGAGGGAGGAGGCGAGAAGACGGGACGCGUCCUGAUUGAGUACAGCGUCGAGGAGGAGGAGGAGAUCGAGGAGGAUACAUCGAGGCAGGCUCAGCACGGGGCGAGCGGCCCGGGUGGCGAUGCGAACCAGGACGAGGACUCGAGCUCGGGAACGAGCUCCGCCUCGAGCUCGAGCGAUGAGUCGGCCGAGGACGACGGCGAGGGCGCCGGACAUAGAACGGAGCGUACGGGGGAGCACGGAGUGGCGCUCGGGGAGCGGGUGGACGAGCGAGUAGAGCUUAUCGAGCAGCAGGCGACAGGGGUAACUAAGGCUGUCGAGGAGCAGGAGGGCGGAGCAGCUGCUCGGGAGGGUGGGGUCGGAGGGCAGCGGCAGGUGGUGGGCGAGGCGGCUGCGCAGGAGGGCGGGGCAGGAGGGCAGCAGCAGGAGGGCGUGGCGGCUGCGCAGGAGGGUGGGGCAGGAGUGCAGCAGCAGGCGUUUAGGGUUGCGGCUGCGCGGGUGGGUGGGUCGGGAGGGCAGGAGCAGGAGGACUGGGAGGCUGCUGAAGAGUAUCGUCGAGGAGAUGAGCGACAGGCCAUCGUAACAAGGAGCCACCGCACGGCCAGUGGUAGCGGACAGGCGGGCCCUUCGACCUGGUGGCCUUCGACGGCAGGCCAAUCGACGGCGAACGUUGCACCGGGAGGCCAGGUCGUCGAGCUACUGCAGAGGGUCGAGAAGGUCGAGGCGUCGCAGAAGCAGCUCGUCGCCGAUGUCUUUGCGAAACACACUGAGCAAGCCGGAGUAUUCAACAGGCUUGCUGCGGAUUUUCGGACGGCGUGGAAUACGAUUUCGGAGUCGUCGAAGAGCACACUGUCGCAGUGCGCCGAGGCUGUGAAGGGUGUCAUGGCAAAAAGGAACCUGUUGAAAGGGGCGCGGGCGAAGAUCGACGAGAUGAGCGGGAAGAUCAUCGAGGGGGUGGCAGCCGCCAUCACAAAAGUGAGCGAAGACGCCGUCGAGAAGCAGCUCAAGCAGGUCGAGGAGCGGCUGGUUGCUGCGGUGCUGAAGGGUUUCGAGAAAGCCAUCAUGGAGGACAUGUUCUGCUCCACCCUCCCACACGAGACCAUGAAGGAGCUGAAGGACAUUGUGAGGGAAGGCUACCAUGAAGCCGAAGCAGGGAGGUUGGAAGUCCUCACCGAAGCGAUGGCGAGAGGUUUUCAGCGCUCGGCGGGCCCGUCGACGAGGUCGCGUCAGGAGGGUGUGGGAGGGGUUCGCAGCGGGGCUGAGCCUCGUGGUCACGAGCGGUCGGUUCCUUCGUCUUCUUCGGUGGGAGGACAUGUCGGCAGCCCGGUUGGAUCCCCACCGGCGCGUGGCCGUCAUCCCGUCGCCAUGCAUGUCGAGGAAGUCAUCGUACUCGACCAGUCGCCCCGCCCGAAGACCUCCGUAGCGGCUCCGAUCGAUCCACCUGAUGCGUUUGCUUCAAUGCGGGACAUGCUGCAAGGCCUGGGGAAAACGGGUGGGAAAGGAGUGGUCGCGGGGGAGAAAAGUGGUGCCCCGAACGAGCAUGUCGCCUCGACCGGGAACAGAGCUCUAGGAAUGCGAGGUGUCUCUACCCCGUCAGGCGGUGGUGCGGGGAAAGGAGCGGGAGAAGCAAGAGCUGGGUUGCUGUCGAAGACUAAAGCGGCAUCAGCUGCGCAAGGCGGUGGUGCUGGCCUUGCUAUCGGGCUUGUGGGAAAUUGGACGUCUUCCUCGACCCCUCCAGUUGCGCCUGUCGCCGCUGCUCCGUCCCUAGGCAACGUUUGUCUUAGCGAUCCGGGCUCCCCUUCAACGUCGAAGAAGAAGCCGGCUGCGACGAAGUCGUCGAAGCGCGCUGCACACGCGACAAAGAGCCCUGGCGUGGUGGAGCUGGCCAGCGUCCCUGGUCAGGCGACUGUCGAGAAGACCUCUAUUGUCGUUCCUGCUCGACAGGAAAAGGCGAAGAAGGCCAGGGUCACGGGUCACACCCCACCUCCUCGACCGGACGACCAAGGCAAGACGAGAGGCUGCAAACGUCCGUUCAAAGGACCGGGUUUCGGGUUGCGGAAAGGGAAGCCGGUUUCCGAGCAGACCGUCGGCGGGAGGAAGCGGUUCCUUGGCACUUUUGAAACAGAGAAAGACCAGAAGUUCUGUACGGCCGUCUGCUGGCGCGUGUACUUCCCCGACGUUGUCCUUACGGAGUACGAAUGGUACACGGCGCAGGAUGAGGAGGACUGGAAGGUCUACCUCGAUGCGGCCGCAGAAAUGCCAACCGGCGUUUGGAGCGUGGCGCAAGAACAAGGGGAAUGUCGUUUCGACGAUUACCUGUCGCUCUUGGCGACGGCAAAAAAGGAAGUGAAAGCUGGAACCGAGAGGGGAAUCGCGCUGUGCGUGGCGAUUGGUAAGGUCGCGACGCUUGGCCUGAAGCACGGGAAUCUGAUUUACCCGGUCCCGAAGGGCAUGGCGGCGACACCGCACAUGAUGGCCAUCGCAGCAACUGUGGCGAGCUUGUGGGCGGCCAGCAGGAAGUUGUCGAGGGAGGAUAUUAAGAAGGAUGCCCUAGCUGCCGCAAACGCGGCGAUCUACGCCCCGGAGACUGCAAAGAAGGCUUGUGUGGCUGCCAUGUCCGCACUCGUGUCCAUACUUUUGCACGUCGGCAAGACGUUCCCGGCGAAGCAGUGGCCCGAUCACCUGUAUUCGUCGGCUGUCGAAGGUCUCGGCUCGACGGACGCCAUACUGCUGCAGAUGCUGCGCGUGGCAGCACAGGUCUGUACGCAAUGGUGCUGCUGUCGAGCUGCUGCCCGCUUGCUGGAGGACGCGGGCUAUGGCAGCCUGGCUAUGCCAGAAGAAAAGAGCAAGGCGAAGCAGGGCGACGAGGAUGGCAAGGGGAGUAGUCUAGGCGGGCACUUUGCGUGGGGGUGUUUGCUAUUCUCGACAGUUGUGCUUGUUGUUUCCAAAGUUUAA